AUGGCCUCCGUCCCGCCUGGCGACGGCGACCUGAACCCGUCGACGAUGUUUACCAACGGCACGGAGACGUCCCCCAUCGCCGACGACACGGAGAGAUACAUCUGCUACCUCUGCACGGGCCGCAACCCGUUGCUGAUAAGGUACUGCCCCAUCUACUGGGACGAGUGCCACCUCGUCUGCUACGCCGACGAUGCCCCCGCCGCCACUGCCGCCGCCAUUCCCGCCGUUCCCGUGCCGACGGCGGCGCUGGGGUCGGCGCCGGCGGCGUCGGCCAACCCCAGCGGGGUGAAGGACGACGAGUGCUACGUCAUGAAGCUGUACCGGAACGGCAGCUACGCCAUCGUCACCCGCCUCGGCUGCGCCCGGAUCGCCACGUGCCUCCUCUCCUGCGGCGGCGGCGACAUGGCCGACAGCGACAGGAAAGCCCUGGGCACCGCGACGACCGCAGCGGCGCAGACGACGACGGCUGCGGUCCAGGGGAGUUUAACGCCCCGACUCGCGGAUUUCCAGCGGUGCGGCACGCAGGUCACUGCGACGCCGUCCCUGCGUGGCGCCGUCGUCCGGGCUGGUGGUGCGCGGCGACGGCGUUAG
Molecule: messenger RNA, 591 nt
Organism: Miscanthus lutarioriparius
Lineage: Eukaryota; Viridiplantae; Streptophyta; Magnoliopsida; Poales; Poaceae
Source: the annotation of a GenBank genome assembly